Molecule: messenger RNA, 4068 nt
Organism: Pisolithus orientalis
Lineage: Eukaryota; Fungi; Basidiomycota; Agaricomycetes; Boletales; Pisolithaceae
Exons: 19
Coding region: 1-4068 (1355 amino acids)
Biological process (GO): long-chain fatty acid biosynthetic process
Cellular component (GO): fatty acid synthase complex
Molecular function (GO): acyltransferase activity
Source: RefSeq, a predicted model, not a curated record
AUGGAAUUUAAGAUGUAUUAUCAUUCAUUGUGGGAUUGGGCCUGUGAUCUCUUGAAGGAUUCAGGUGUGGGCCCAUAUUUUGUAUUUGAUACUCAGUGCCUAUCCAAGUUCAAUGGCACUUCAUUUGUUUGUUUCAUCAAUGAGCCAUGGACAGCUAAUGAAUUUUGGGAUAGUAAUCUACCUUCAGAUGGCAAAGUUCUAGCAUUUGUUUUAUAUGCUGAUAAAGCCAAGUUGUCAUUAUUUGGUCAACAAAAAGGGUAUCCAGUUGUUGUGUGGAUUGCGAAUCUACCUACUUGGAUCCAUAAUGGUGAAGGUUUAGGUGGUGGCUGUGUAGUCAGGUGGUUACCAAUUGUGAAGGAAGACAAGAAGUGCUCUGGAAAGAAAUCAUUUGCCAACUUCAAGAAUCAUGUUUGGCAUGACUCAUUCAAGAAGAUACUAGAUACAAUAUCAGAGUACUCAAAAACUGGCUAUUGGCUGAUUAUGAAGAGCAUCAUGGCACUCAUACAUGGUGUGAUGUCAAAUCACCCUUGCCCUGUUUGCCUUAUUCAUCACAAUGAGAUAUCAAAAUUCCCCAAGGACUGUGAACAUCGUACCAAUGGCAAGGAACAAAUUCUGGUGAAACAGGGAUUAUGUGAUGUAGAUAGUGCCUUCUGGGAGGUCAGGAACAUGGAUGUUUAUCAAGUGUUGUGUUGGGAUAGACUCCAUGCCAACUGUGUGGGAAAAUUUGGUGACCAUUUGUGGGGAGAACUUUUGAGGAUUCUUGAGACAAUGGGUCGUCAGAUGAUGGGAAAAGUUGAACAGAAUCUCAAUGCAAUGCCUCAUUGGCACAGUCUCAAUCAUUUCAAGGAAGUGCUUUCAGUUUCAUACACAGAUGGUCAAAAGUUUGCAGACCUAUCCAAGAUAAUCAUAUUUGCCUGUCAUGACAUCUUCCCCCAUGAGAUGGAAAAAGACAGUUACCUCCUGUUAUGCUGUCUGUGUGCUUACAUCAAGUUUGAUAUGUAUACUGUGCUUGAAUUACAUAUGACACACACACUUGCUGCUGGGCAGGAGGUGCUUGCUACUUUCAAUUCAUUGAUUCAGAAAUAUGUGGAGAAGAUGCAACAUACAGGGAAAAACUGGAACUUUCCAAAGAACCAUACCUGUAUGCAUGUGUUUGACAACAUCAAAGCCAAGGGUGUCACCCACAAUUUCAACACAAAGCCAAAUGAGAAAAUGCAUGGCCCCUUGAAGGAAGCUUAUCAAAAACAAACAAACUUCAAGGACAUUGCUCAGCAAAUUCUCAAUGUUGAUCAUCUUGGACUGGUUCUUGAACAUAUUCAUGGCAGGAUUACAGAAUACAAUGCUUACAGGUUGACUGGAAAACUGACAAAUCUGGAUAACCUCGAAGCUGUUACUGAUGAACCUGAGGAGGAGUUUUUCUAUGUCAAGUUUGGUAGUGAAGUGAAAGAACCAUUAACAUUCAAGGACAUUGAGAAGAAGAGUGUUACCAACAAUGCGUUCAAUCAAUUCCAUGGAAAGCUCAGUGAGUUCCUCAAUAAACACUUCAACAUUAUAAGGAAGCCCAUUCAAUUCCAAAGGAAUGACAAGAUCAUGGAAUAUCACUUCAUCAAAGUGAACUUUGAGUCCACUGUUGAUUGGUGUCAGUACAUGGAUUAUCUACAUUGCCAUCCUAACUUCCAUGGAUGUCCUCGUUAUGACUGUGUGCUUGUCAAGACUCAGGAGACAGACAUAUUUGGGCACCUUGUACUUUUGUUCAAUUGUGUUGUCAGUGAAGAAACCUUCCCUUUGGCCUUGCUACAGCCAUAUGACACCCAGCUGAUUGGGCAACAGCUCCAGAAGGACAACCACCUCAACUUCUGGAGGGACAAGAACACUCUCCUCACUGGUGUCAGCAAAGGUUCCAUUGGCAUUGAGAUCUUAAAGGGCCUCAUUUCUGGCAGUGCCCAUGUUGUUAUCGCUUCCUGCUACAGUUGCUGCACUGUGGAGUAUUACCAAGACAUUUACCAAAGGUUCAGUGCCCAGGGUUCAGCACUCACUGUUGUGCCCUUCAAUCAGGGGUCCAAGCAGGAUGUUGAGGCACUCAUCAACUAUAUCUAUGCUACUCUUGGCAUGGAUCUUGACUACAUCUUUCCAUUUGCUGCCAUUCCAGAGAAUGGGUGCGAGAUUGACAGCUUGGACAACAAAUUGGAGCUUGCUCACCAUAUUAUUAUGCUCAUCAACUUGCUGUGGAUCUUGGGUGCCAUCAAGACCAAAAAAGCAUCCAGCCAGCUCGUUACUCAGCCUACCCAGGUUAUUUUGCCAUUGUCACCAAACCACAGUCUCUUUGGCAAUGACAACCUGUACUCAGAGUCCAAGAUCUCGCUUGAAACCUUGUUCAACUGCUGGAACUCCAAAAGCUGGGGUGAAUAUCUAUGCCUGGCUGGUGCUGUGAUUGGUACAGGUUUGAUGGACACCACCAAUAUAGUUGCUCAGGAAGUCAAAGCUUACGAAUGUGCACUCCAGAAUGUCAAUGUCAUACCUCAUGCUAACUUCAAGUUCAAUCUCCCUACUCUCGAACCUGCUUCUGCCUUCAAGGAACUCAGAAAAUCAUGUGGUAUCAUUGACUCAGAAAAAGUCAUUGUCAUAACUGGGUUCACCAAAGUCAGCCCAUGGCAUAGUUCAUGGACUCAGCAGGAGAUGGAAGCUCAUGGAGAAUUCACUAUUGAAGGUUGCAUCAACAUGGCACAGAUCAUGGGCUCUAUUAAGCACUUUGACAGCCACCUCAAAGACAGUACUCUACAUGCAUUGAAGGCCAUCCAACUGCAACUUGAUGUAGAGAAAUCCCAAAAUCAAGAGCUACUGGAGAAGGAUACCAUCCUCAAGGCAAACAAAACAUGCUGGUCUAUGAAUGACAUUCCUGCUGACAUUAUCACAUAUGAUAGUGAGAUCAAGAUGCUUGGGAAGGAGUACACUGUCAUGAUGGAGAUGUUCUUGCCACAAACACCACUAACUAAUGCAAUGUCUGAGUUGUCUAUGUCCCCUGCUCCCAUAUUUGCAACAGCUGAGCAUUAUGCCAGUGCUGCAGUGGAGGAACACAGUCUCGUCGCAGAGCUUGACUCAAUUCUCCUGGAACAUCUAUGUAGAUUGAGACAUACACACUUCUUUCUUGAUGUUUUCAUGCAGGCAACGCAAAACAGUCAUUCUGACAUUCUCUACAAACUACAUGACAACACCCAUGAAAUCUUUGGGCUACCGAAGAACCACUUCCUGCCAGUUGCAUCUCAUCUCAAAGUCCCUGAAAUCAUCAAGAUGCUUGGUGUUAACAAUGUGGGCACUCCUAACCAACACUUCACCAUCUGGUUCCCUUUUCUGUUCAAGGACAUGAAAGUUGAUGUGUGCAAACCAUUCAUGAACUGGAAGCCACUUGCUCUGAUUUUGAAGGGAGCACUGUGGGGCAAGAUGUCCCUCACAGAAGGCUUUGUUCAUUGUGGUGGGCCAAGGACAAACAGGCAGAAAUGGAAGGUCACUGCAGUGACACCAGGGUCUAUUGCAUGGGCAGCCACAGUGUGCAUGUUUCUACUUUCACCCAACAAAGAGUUCCCAGGGAAUGGCUGCAGACAAAUCUCAAAAAUCAACUACUAUCAAGUGUUCCAUGCAUACAAACAAGUGCUUAUCACCAAGUGGACAGGUUGUCACAUCCAGAAUGUUGUUGCAGAGAUGAAUCACUUCAUGUUUGGGAAUCCCAAUGGGGCUACCAAGUCCAAGACCAAUGCAAUGGAGGACCUGUCUGCAGAGAUCAAUGCUGCCAUGGCAGCAAUGGAUGUCACUGCAUUGUCAGAUGAUAAUACAGAUGAGGUAGCUGCCACUGAUUCCAAUGUUCAUGAAAGUAGCUCUGGUCUGUCCACUCUGGAUUCAGUCUCAAUUGCCAAUGUGAACAUUCACAUCAAUGCAACAUCCACACCUGCUCUUGGCAUGGGCAACACCACUGACUCAGCCACCACCAAUAGCAAUAAUGUGGAAUCCAGUACUGGUACUACAGCACAGAAUAAGUCUAGUGGACAUCACAGUAGAGGUAGACAGGCAAAGUAG